GGGGAGGUGCGCAGGCGCAAAACGUUCCGUGUCGCGACCCCAGAGAGUCGCGUGUGUUGUGAUAUGCAGUGAGUGUGCUGAUGAACAUGAGGCUUUCACUGCACAUUGCGGUGGUGCUGCUGUCGGUGUACCACACCUGUGCGGAGAGGCAGCCGCGCGCGAUCCCCAAUCCUAGUCAGAACUAUGCGGUGCUUGGAGAGCCUAUAGCCGCCAACCUAGAUGAGGAUGGCUACUUCUAUCCGAAACCGAAGAUACCGUUCCCACCACCGCCAACGCCGUCACCGACUGCACCACCACCACCACCGCCUACA
Messenger RNA from Zerene cesonia (dogface butterfly), 311 nucleotides. RefSeq names its product forkhead box protein E3-like. The record is from RefSeq and is a predicted model, not a curated record. The annotation marks the transcript as partial. NCBI's taxonomy places the organism in Eukaryota, Metazoa, Arthropoda, Insecta, Lepidoptera, Pieridae. The transcript is spliced from 2 exons.